Molecule: messenger RNA, 501 nt
Organism: Scylla paramamosain (green mud crab)
Lineage: Eukaryota; Metazoa; Arthropoda; Malacostraca; Decapoda; Portunidae
Exons: 2
Coding region: 1-501 (166 amino acids)
Biological process (GO): DNA repair
Molecular function (GO): double-stranded DNA 3'-5' DNA exonuclease activity
Source: RefSeq, a predicted model, not a curated record
AUGGAGCGAAGUCAAGAGUAUGAGAAUACAGCUAGGGAGUCCCCUGUAUGCGACGCCCAGGAGCCUCGCCUUGCUGCUGCGCUAAGUGAGAGAAGAAUACCGUGUCCUGGGCGGGCACGGCUAAAGAAGAUAGCCCAAAGAGUUGGUUCCUUAAAUGUGGGGAGCAUGACGGGAAGGAGUAGAGAAAUAGCAGAUGUGAUGAAGAGGAAAAAAAUUAACAUCCUUUGUGUCCAAGAGACCAGAUGGCGAGGUAACAAGGCCAGAGAACUGGGAGAUGGGUAUAAGCUCUUUUACAGUGGAGCAAACAAGGAAGGAAGAGGAGGUGUGGGAGUGGUAUUGGAUGCUGAGUGGAAGAAACACAUUGUGAAUUCUACCAACCUCAUGGAUGUCAUGUCUGUCAUGGUGAAGGUUGUCAACUCCAUCCACUCCCAUGGCCUAAAUCACUGCCAGUUUCAGGUAUUGAAGGACGAGGUCAACAAGCACUAUGGCGACCUGCUCUAG